Melospiza georgiana is the source of this 2436-nucleotide messenger RNA. It is a transcript of the gene RCHY1, whose product is annotated as ring finger and CHY zinc finger domain containing 1. NCBI's taxonomy places the organism in Eukaryota, Metazoa, Chordata, Aves, Passeriformes, Passerellidae. Gene Ontology annotation, biological process: protein ubiquitination; ubiquitin-dependent protein catabolic process. Gene Ontology annotation, molecular function: ubiquitin protein ligase activity. Gene Ontology annotation, cellular component: nucleus. The transcript has 7 exons. The record is from RefSeq and is a predicted model, not a curated record. The coding region runs from base 718 to 1305 and encodes 195 amino acids.
UGUGCCACGACGCAGCCGAGGAGCACCAGCUGGAUCGGUUCCAGGUGUCCGAGGUGCAGUGCAGCAGCUGCCGGCUCCUGCAGAAGGUGCGUCCGGGAGGUUAUGGCCUGCUGUUGUGUCAGGGGAGGUUUAGGAUGGAUGGCAAGGAAAGUUCUUGACCCAGAGGCACUGGAACAGGCUCCCGGGGGAAGGGGUCACGGCCCCAGUCCUGGCACAGGUCAGGAGGCUUGUGGGCAUUGCAGUCAGGCACCUGGUGGGACGCUCGGAGCACUCCUGUGCGGGGCUGAGUGUUGGACAUUGUGAACCUUGUGGAUCCCUUUCCAGCUCAGGAUGUCCUGUGAUUGGAGAGCAUAUGGCACAGGACUGUGUCCAGGCGGUUCUGGAAUAUCUCCAGUGAGGGAGACUCCACAGUCUCUCUGUUCCAGGCCACAGGAAGGAAGCUCUUCCUCCUGUGCAGGUGGAGCUGCCUGUGCAUCAGCUUCUGCCAAUUGCCUCAGCCUGUUUCUGGGCAGCACGGAACAGAGGCUGAUUACAUCCUCUUGGCACCUUCCACAUCCCUGCAGACAUGGCUUCGAUCUUCUCAGCCAUCCCUUAUCAGGGCCCAGCUCCCUCAGCCUGUCCUCUCCACUCUGUUGAUCACUUCUUAGCUCCCAGCCUUGCUCCAAGAGCUCCACACCCCUUUGGAGCCUGGAAGCAGGCACAGCACUCAGGACAUUGAUGUCCCCUCAGGCCCAGCAGCACUGUGAGGGCUGUGGCAGCCUCUUUGGGGAGUACUACUGUGACAUCUGCCACCUGUUUGACCGUGACAAGAAGCAGUACCACUGCCAGGAGUGCGGCAUCUGCAGGAUUGGCCCCAAGGAGGAUUUCUUCCACUGCUCCAAGUGUAAUUUGUGCCUGAGCCUGAGUCUCCAAGGAAAGCACAAGUGUAUUGAAAAUGUCUCCAGGCAGGACUGUCCAAUAUGUUUGGAGGAUAUUCACACAUCUCGUGUUGGAGCCCAUGUUCUGCCAUGUGGUCACCUUCUUCACAGAACAUGUUACGAUGAAAUGCUGAAGGAAGGCUACAGGUGUCCCUUGUGCAUGCACUCGGCCUUGGACAUGACCAGGUACUGGCGCCAGCUGGACAACGAGGUGGCACAGACUCCCAUGCCCACCGAGUACCAGAACAUGAUGGUGGAGAUCCUUUGCAACGACUGCAACGCCCGCUCCACGGUGCAGUUCCACCUGCUGGGCAUGAAGUGCCAGAGCUGUGAGUCCUACAACACGGCCCAGGACGGGCGGUGCCGGCUGUCCUUGGAGGAGCAGUGACUGGGGCAGGCUCGGCCGGGCCCCGGCAGAGACUGGUUUGGGAACAAAGCAACUCUUGUGUCAGUAAAAAUUCCAGUUUUCCCAGUUCAAGGAGUCCUGUGCUGCGUCGGGGAGCAGGCAGGUGAGAGGAGCAGCACGAGGAGAUGUGGCGAGCGGCCGGCGCAGCGGCAGGAGGAGUUUGGAGGCAGCUGAAGGGGAAGGGAGGUGGAGAGGCAGCUCUGGGGGAAAAUGGGUCGCUUUGAGAGGCCUUUGGGGCUAGUGCCAGCAUCCACAGGGCAGUGUGUGGGGAUGUUGUGUUCCCUGGGGAUGAUGUGUGUGCCUCCUGGAAAUGAUGGCCAGUGGGCAGCAGUGGCAUCCUCAGCUCCCUUCGAGCACUGUCACCUGUGUGUACAGAAUUCCCUUGAAACAAGGGAAUUGCCCUGCCUGCUGGGAUGAGCAGCUGGAAGAUCCAGGUGCAAAGCCCCCCGUUUCCCCCUGGACACCUAUCCUGACUCGCUGCUGUCUCUCUGCUCAGAUUCCUUUGCCAGCUGCAGUCACUUUUUCCCUGUUUCUUCCUUGUUUUGCUCUGUUCACUGGCAAAGGCUGAGGUGGUGUGGGGUUUAAGACUCAUACAUAGCUGGAUUUUGCUGGUUAGGUACCUAAAGUGAAACACAUCCUCCACAUCAGGCUGAGCCUGGGAUGUUCACUGAAAUAAAGCAGCCCAGGGUCCAGUUUUCUGUGGUUUUUUGGUGUUUGUUCAUGGUCGAACUUCACUGGGGGGAGAACCACUGCCUUUUGAAAGAAAUAAAAACCCCAAUUCCACCCUCUUUCAUGUAACAUUCUGCCUGAGGUGUUUUGCAGUCCUAAAUAUUGCAGGAAGUCCUCUGUGAAUUUCACAUGCAGACACUUUACAGUAAUAAGAUGUAAAAAAAGGUUGGUUCCUCUUCAGGUUAUAAUUACUCAUUUUUAACUUGUUCUGUUGUAAAAUGAACUUUUCUUAAUCCAGCAGUGCCCGUUUUCUGUAGGGAAUAUUUAGGAUUUGGAUGGUAGCUAUUGUAGCUUGCCUUGACUGGGGUAUCUUUUUCCGGAGCACUUUUCUCACUGCUAUAAAUAAAUGUAAAAAAAGGUCUCUAUUAAAAUAAACAAACUACA